CAGCAGCGGCAGCAGCAGCAGCAGCAGCUGCGAGUGCGCGCGUGCGGGUGUGCGGGUGAGUGCGCUGGCGCCGGCCGCAGCGCCCUGCCCAGCCCCCGCCUGCCGGAGCCGCCCUCCCGUGGGACCAGCACCCUCAUCCCGGCCAGGCUCGGACCAUGGUGCAGUCCCACUGGCUCCCCUGCCCCCCUCUCCUGUGAGACUGGCUGCGGGGAGGGAUCAUGGAUACUUGUCUGCCGGCUUCUGGUCCCCACGCAAGUAAGCCUGCUGUCAAUGGAGGAGGACAUUGAUACCCGCAAAAUCAACAACAGUUUCCUGCGCGACCACAGCUAUGCGACCGAAGCUGACAUUAUCUCUACGGUAGAAUUCAACCACACGGGAGAAUUACUAGCGACAGGGGACAAGGGGGGUCGGGUUGUAAUAUUUCAACGAGAGCAGGAGAGUAAAAACCAGGUUCACCGCAGGGGUGAAUACAAUGUUUACAGCACAUUCCAGAGCCAUGAACCCGAGUUCGAUUACCUGAAGAGUUUAGAAAUAGAAGAAAAAAUCAAUAAAAUAAGAUGGCUCCCCCAACAGAACGCAGCUUACUUUCUUCUGUCUACUAAUGAUAAAACGGUGAAGCUAUGGAAAGUCAGCGAGCGGGAUAAGAGGCCAGAAGGCUACAACCUGAAGGAUGAGGAGGGCCGGCUCCGGGACCCUGCCACCAUCACAACCCUGCGGGUGCCUGUGCUGAGACCCAUGGACUUGAUGGUGGAGGCCACCCCACGAAGAGUAUUUGCCAACGCACAUACCUAUCACAUCAACUCCAUAUCAGUCAACAGCGACUAUGAAACCUACAUGUCUGCUGAUGACCUAAGGAUUAACCUAUGGAACUUUGAAAUAACCAAUCAAAGUUUUAACAUCGUGGACAUCAAGCCGGCCAACAUGGAGGAGCUCACGGAGGUGAUCACGGCGGCCGAGUUCCACCCCCACCACUGCAACACGUUCGUGUACAGCAGCAGCAAAGGGACAAUCCGGCUGUGUGACAUGCGGGCGUCGGCCCUGUGUGACAGGCACACCAAGUUUUUUGAAGAGCCGGAAGAUCCAAGCAACAGAUCAUUUUUCUCUGAAAUUAUCUCUUCGAUUUCGGAUGUCAAGUUUAGCCACAGUGGGAGGUAUAUCAUGACCAGGGACUAUCUCACCGUUAAAGUCUGGGAUCUCAACAUGGAAAAUCGCCCCAUUGAGACCUACCAGGUGCAUGACUACCUCCGCAGCAAGCUGUGCUCCCUCUACGAAAACGACUGCAUUUUUGAUAAAUUUGAGUGUGUGUGGAACGGAUCAGACAGUGUCAUCAUGACGGGCUCCUACAACAACUUCUUCAGGAUGUUCGACCGCAACACCAAGCGUGACGUGACCCUGGAGGCCUCGAGGGAAAACAGCAAACCCCGGGCCAUCCUCAAACCCCGCAAAGUGUGUGUGGGAGGCAAGCGGAGAAAAGACGAGAUCAGCGUCGACAGUCUGGACUUUAGCAAAAAGAUCUUGCAUACAGCUUGGCAUCCCUCAGAAAACAUCAUAGCAGUGGCGGCUACCAAUAACCUAUAUAUAUUCCAGGACAAGGUUAACUAGGAGGACAAGUCAUUACGUAAUUAUCUCACAUACUGAAUACUAGUCCAACGAGUUUUUACAUGUUUCUUUGGGUCUUCAUUUGAUGCAUUGACUUUAAUUUCCCUAAGCAGAAAACAAUUGGAAUAGCAUUAAAAGGAGUUCAACUUUCCCAGCACCCCAGUCCUGAGAAACUUUUGUCAAAUCCAAUAGGUUUGGGACACUUCUGUGUAGAGUCGAGAGCUGCCGGCUAACAGACUGGAAUUUCGGAUGCUUUUAUUGCCCAGUUUUCUCCUGUGGGUCCAGUGUUUUGUUUCUAGGUGUCUGCUGCGAUACAAUAAGGUUGUCUGUAGUAUUUAAGGAGAAAAGAGGUACUUUUUGUUUUUUUAAGUAAGCGAUUCCACUUGAUUGAAAAAAACCGAAACAAAAAAUAAACACCGUUUACUCUUA
Lepus europaeus (European hare) is the source of this 2028-nucleotide messenger RNA. It is a transcript of the gene PPP2R2B, whose product is annotated as protein phosphatase 2 regulatory subunit Bbeta. Gene Ontology annotation, biological process: peptidyl-serine dephosphorylation. The transcript has 10 exons. Gene Ontology annotation, molecular function: protein binding; protein phosphatase regulator activity. The record is from RefSeq and is a predicted model, not a curated record. Gene Ontology annotation, cellular component: cytosol; protein phosphatase type 2A complex. Lineage: Eukaryota; Metazoa; Chordata; Mammalia; Lagomorpha; Leporidae. The coding region runs from base 271 to 1602 and encodes 443 amino acids.